AUGGCCACUGAAACCCAGGGUACUUUUGAGGUGGACGGUCAUAAGCUGCACAGCACGACCUGGACGCCCCAAGGCCCCAUCAAGGCCAAGCUCGUUUUUGUCCAUGGCUUCAGCGACCACGUCGGCCGCUACUCCGAGUUCUUUCCUUACCUCGCGGGCCGCGGCAUCCAGGUCUUCAGCUGGGACCAGCGUGGAUGGGGCCGCAGCGCCGCGAAGCCCGCCGAUAGGGGCCUCACGGGCCCGACGUCGCGCGUGCUCGCCGACGUGGCUGCUUUCAUCCGCGACAAGCUUUCGCCCUCGUCCUCGUCUUCAGCGGACGCGAAUGUGCCGGUAUUCGUCAUGGGCCAUUCCAUGGGCGGCGGCGAGGUUCUCGCGCUGGCAAGCGAUCCGCAGUAUAACGACCUCGUCGCUCAGGUGCGCGGGUGGCUCCUUGAGAGCCCCUUCAUCGCCUUUACACCCGGCGAGGAGCCGAGCUUCUUAAAAGUCUUCUUCGGCAAGCUCGCGAGCCGCGUGCUGCCGAAACAGCAGCUCGUCAACGAGAUCCCCGCCGAGAAACUUACGCGCGACCCAGCAGUGCAGCAGAGUAUCCGCGAUGACGACAUGAUGCACAACACGGGCACGCUGGAAGGGCUCGCCGGGAUGCUCGAGAGGACAGACGCGCUGGCCAACGGUAAGCUGCGGCUCAGCCCGGAAGUCAAGAGCCUAUGGCUUGGCCACGGCACCGAGGACAAGACGACGUGCUUCCAUGCCAGCAAGAAAUGGCUUGGCGCGCAGAGCAUCGACGACAGCAAGCACAAGCCGUACGAGGGGGCGUACCACCAGCUGCACGCGGACCUCUGCAAGGAUGAGUUCUUCAAGGACGUUGGAGACUGGGUCUUGGAGAGGGUUGAGGAGACUGCUGCAAGGCCCGAGUCCAAGUUGUAG
Colletotrichum spaethianum is the source of this 924-nucleotide messenger RNA. RefSeq names its product putative mRNA-splicing protein ubp10. The transcript is spliced from 2 exons. Gene Ontology annotation, cellular component: membrane. Gene Ontology annotation, molecular function: lipase activity. Bases 1 to 924 code for a protein of 307 amino acids. The record is from RefSeq and is a predicted model, not a curated record. Lineage: Eukaryota; Fungi; Ascomycota; Sordariomycetes; Glomerellales; Glomerellaceae.